Neomonachus schauinslandi (Hawaiian monk seal) is the source of this 989-nucleotide messenger RNA. It is a transcript of the gene STX1B, whose product is annotated as syntaxin 1B. Bases 25 to 891 code for a protein of 288 amino acids. NCBI's taxonomy places the organism in Eukaryota, Metazoa, Chordata, Mammalia, Carnivora, Phocidae. The transcript has 10 exons. Gene Ontology annotation, molecular function: SNAP receptor activity; SNARE binding. Gene Ontology annotation, biological process: exocytic insertion of neurotransmitter receptor to postsynaptic membrane; vesicle fusion; intracellular protein transport. The record is from RefSeq and is a predicted model, not a curated record. Gene Ontology annotation, cellular component: endomembrane system; SNARE complex; plasma membrane.
AGGAGGAGAAGGAGCCGUCGCAGGAUGAAGGAUCGGACUCAGGAGCUGCGGAGUGCGAAAGACAGUGAUGAUGAAGAGGAGGUGGUCCAUGUGGAUCGGGACCACUUCAUGGACGAGUUCUUUGAACAGGUGGAAGAGAUCCGGGGCUGCAUUGAGAAGCUGUCAGAGGAUGUGGAGCAAGUGAAAAAACAGCAUAGUGCCAUCCUGGCCGCCCCCAACCCAGAUGAGAAGACCAAACAGGAGCUGGAGGACCUCACUGCAGACAUCAAGAAGACAGCCAACAAGGUUCGGUCCAAGUUGAAAGCAAUCGAACAAAGCAUUGAACAAGAGGAGGGGCUGAACCGUUCCUCCGCGGACCUGCGCAUCCGCAAGACCCAGCACUCCACACUGUCCCGGAAGUUCGUGGAAGUAAUGACCGAAUAUAACGCGACCCAGUCCAAGUACCGGGACCGCUGCAAGGACCGGAUCCAGCGGCAGCUGGAGAUCACUGGUAGGACCACGACGAACGAAGAACUGGAAGACAUGCUGGAGAGCGGGAAGUUGGCUAUCUUCACGGAUGAUAUCAAAAUGGACUCACAGAUGACAAAGCAGGCACUGAAUGAGAUCGAGACGAGGCACAACGAGAUCAUCAAACUGGAAACCAGCAUCCGAGAGCUGCAUGACAUGUUUGUGGACAUGGCCAUGCUCGUGGAAAGCCAGGGUGAGAUGAUUGACCGCAUCGAGUACAACGUGGAACAUUCCGUGGACUAUGUGGAACGAGCUGUGUCCGACACCAAGAAAGCUGUGAAAUAUCAGAGCAAGGCCCGGAGGAAGAAAAUCAUGAUCAUCAUUUGCUGUGUGGUGCUGGGGGUGGUCUUGGCGUCAUCCAUUGGGGGGACGCUGGGCUUGUAGGCCCCCCCCGCCUGUCUCUCCCAGACCCUUCCCCCACCACAUUGGGAGCAAUCCCCCCCACCCCCCCUUCCCCUCCUGCCCAGCCCCCGGGCCCACCC